Aspergillus ochraceoroseus IBT 24754 is the source of this 1647-nucleotide messenger RNA. RefSeq names its product 5'/3'-nucleotidase SurE. Gene Ontology annotation, cellular component: P-body. The coding region runs from base 494 to 1480 and encodes 328 amino acids. The record is from RefSeq and is a predicted model, not a curated record. The transcript has 3 exons. Gene Ontology annotation, molecular function: hydrolase activity. Lineage: Eukaryota; Fungi; Ascomycota; Eurotiomycetes; Eurotiales; Aspergillaceae.
AGAAUGAUGCUUCACCGCAGGCUCCUUUUGGCCACUUUAUGCCGGGCUCUGUUCUGUUUCAGACCAUACAGUAUCAUGACGUCUUAAAUACCGCACUUUGUAUGCCUAUCUUGGCCAGGAUGUAUUGUAUAGUAAUGUCAUGACGCACUCCAAAUACCCUCCAGCUUCCAAGAGCUUCACCGCGACCAGAUUCGAGAUGGAGAAUGGAUUCCCCCUGCUCCGGGCUCGUCUCCGGUAUUUCCUUCAGGGAAACGGUGAAAAAAGGGCCUCAAGUCUUAACCACUCGUGUUGAACUAUAAAUACAUUAUUUGGGAAUCCCUUCCCCAGGAUUCAUUAUUCUCUUCUUUGCUGGGAAGGUUGCCUCUUGAGAACUAAAUUUACCCCGGAGUAGGGAUUUUAUUCUACUAGUAUUACCUAGUGUACUCUACUAUAGUACCAUUGAUUCCGUAUACUCCUCAGGUAUCGAGAACCCUACUCGGCACAGGCGUCCAACAUGCAUAUAUUGGUAGUCAACGACGACGGCCCGCCAUCUCGACGCCUCUCUCCAUACAUUCAUCCUCUGGUCAAUGCUCUCCAAGACGCUGGCCACCUUGUCUCCGUAGCCAUCCCAGCAGCUUCCCGAUCAUGGAUCGGAAAAGCACACUUGAUCGAAGCCUCUCUAAAGGCAACCUACGUUCCGCCCGCUGCAUUCCGUAAUGAUGGAACCUGGGACGAGACAUUCGAAUCCUCCUCUACCUCCACCACACCAGAUGAAGAAAGCCAGCGCAAAUCCCCAGACUGGGUGGUGAUAAGAAAUGGCACCCCUGCAAGCUGUGUACAACUAGGGCUCUUCAAUCUUUUCACAGACCGCGACCCCAUUGACCUCGUAAUCUCGGGCCCAAAUCACGGUCGGAACGCAUCGACUAUCUACAACUUAUCUUCCGGUACUGUGGGUGGCGCUCUGGAGGCAGCCACAUGCGGGAAGCGCGGAAUCGCCGUCUCCUUCGGUAGCAAGGACGAACAGCCUAUGGACGUUAUCUGCGCUGCGGCACGGCUUGCCGUGAGAAUCGUCCACCACUUAGUGGAAAAUUGGGACGAGCGAGUGGAGCUCUAUAACCUGAAUAUCCCGAUGCAGUUGGAUGUCGAGACCAGGCCCGUGCUCUAUACUCGUACCUUACCUUAUUAUUGGAACAAGGGAUGCUUGUAUGCUGAGGUUUCGGGGGACAAGGCUCCUCCUGUUCUGAUGAAUGGAGCGACAAAUGGAAUCGCAAACGGCGAAACUAAUGGGGUGUCAAAGACAACACCAAACGGGAUUAACCCUACCCAUUUCCGAGAACGCGAUUUCAAAUGGUCUGCGGAGCUUUCCGAGAUGAAGGCAGCCCUCCAAGCUAGUGAGGAAGGCACGGACGCACACACCGUUUUGAACGGAAGCACGAGUGUGACACCUCUCUGCGCGAACUUCUGGUAUGUCCCCGGACUCGAGGGACCACUUGUGCUUUGAUUAUGAUGAACGUGAACGUGAACGUGAACGUGACCCUGAAAUUGUGAUAAAUAAAUAUUAUAUCCAUUAGAUACAUCCCUAUAUAGAUACCCGCAACGGUUCUCGUUUUGCUUUGCUUUUGGGCUUGCAUUGAAGAGGCGAAUUCACUCAUUGUAUUUGAAUUCUAA